AUGACCCACAGGCGCGUCUGCGCCUUGCGCCGCCACGCAGAGGCCGGGUGCUCGAUCAUGCCUCUGUUCGUAUUCGCGAACGUCUCGCGCGACGCCGUUGAGGAAGCCGACGAUGUAGUGUUUCUGCCCGACGUGCAGCCUUCCAAACGCCUGAGCAACGGCGUCAGUGUCUGGUGGAAACUCGGCAAGAACAGGGAUAUGUGGAGGGAGGGACAGUACAAGACCCCAGCGUGGUUCCAGCACGCCCUGCAGUAUCCCUGGGCGACGCACAUCGCAAAGAUGGACCUUGACACGUAUCCCUUCGUGACGGCGAUCUACAACGACUUGAUCCGCCUUCCGCCCACCCGCGUGUUCUACGGCAGGCAGUUUUCCGUGGGGGGGGGUGGCAUGUAUGGCGAGUUCUAUCUUGUCACCAAGGACGUCGCGGCGGGGUGGGUGGACGUGGAGAACUUAACGAGGAAGGCGCGGCGUGCGCAGUUCAAGGGCAUCGCCGAAGACCAGACGUUUGCUACGGUCAUGCGUUUGGGAGUUCAUACUUAUUGGUUUGCUUUAAACGGCUGUAGGCAAGUUAGAUGGGUCCACAUGAGAUAG
This is a messenger RNA of Prorocentrum cordatum, 591 nucleotides long. The record is from the annotation of a GenBank genome assembly. Lineage: Eukaryota; Dinophyceae; Prorocentrales; Prorocentraceae.